Pollicipes pollicipes is the source of this 309-nucleotide messenger RNA. RefSeq names its product NADH dehydrogenase [ubiquinone] iron-sulfur protein 3, mitochondrial-like. Gene Ontology annotation, cellular component: respiratory chain complex I. The transcript is spliced from 4 exons. The coding region runs from base 1 to 309 and encodes 102 amino acids. Lineage: Eukaryota; Metazoa; Arthropoda; Thecostraca; Pollicipedomorpha; Pollicipedidae. Gene Ontology annotation, molecular function: NADH dehydrogenase (ubiquinone) activity. The record is from RefSeq and is a predicted model, not a curated record.
AUGGACGUGCCGUCGCGACACUACCGAUUCGAGGUCAUCUACAACCUGCUGUCGCUGCGCUUCAACUCCCGGAUCCGCGUCAAGACAUACACGGACGAGCUGACGCCCAUCGAGUCGGCCAACGAGGUGUUCAAGGCGGCCAACUGGUACGAGCGCGAGGUUCGCUACGACGAUGAGGCCAAGCGCGUGGUGGUGGAGCCCGUGGAGCUGGCGCAGGAGUUCCGCAAGUUCGACCUCGAGUCGCCUUGGGAGCAGUUCCCGGCGCACCGGCUGAAGCCCGCCGCCGAGGAGGUGCCGCUCGACAAGUAG